UCGAGAGCGCAGGGUGCGGGCCCCGCCGGCCGCUGCGCGCCCGCUGCCAUGGCUUUCCGCAGGAGGACGAAAAGUUACCCGCUCUUCAGCCAGGAGUUCGUCAUCCACAACCAUGCGGACAUCGGCUUCUGCUUGGUGCUCUGCGUCCUCAUCGGGCUUAUGUUCGAGGUCACCGCCAAGACUGCCUUCCUAUUUAUUUUACCUCAGUAUAACGUUAGUGUGCCUACAGCAGACAGUGAGACUGUGCACUACCACUAUGGGCCCAAGGACCUGGUCACCAUCUUGUUCUACAUCUUCAUCACCAUCAUCCUGCAUGCUGUGGUUCAGGAGUAUAUUCUAGACAAAAUCAGCAAACGGCUUCACCUCUCCAAGGUCAAACACAGCAAGUUCAACGAAUCUGGGCAGCUGGUCAUCUUUCAUCUCAGCUCGGUGGUAUGGUGCUUCUACGUGGUGGUGACGGAAGGAUAUUUAACAAACCCGAGAAGCCUCUGGGAAGACUACCCGCACGUGUACCUCCCCUUCCAGGUGAAGUUCUUCUACCUGUGUCAGCUGGCUUACUGGCUGCACGCACUUCCGGAGCUGUACUUCCAGAAGGUACGGAAGGAGGAAAUCCCCCGCCAGCUCCAGUACAUUUGUCUGUACCUGGUCCACAUAGCCGGAGCAUACCUCUUAAACCUGAGCCGCCUGGGCCUCAUCUUGCUGCUGCUGCAGUAUUGCACCGAGUUCAUCUUCCACAUGGCUCGACUCUUCUACUUCGCGGACGAGAACAACGAGAAGCUGUUUAAUGCCUGGGCUGCUGUAUUUGGGGUCACCCGCCUCUUCAUCCUCACACUCGCUGUGCUGGCCAUUGGCUUUGGACUUGCUCGCAUGGAAAACCAGGCCUUUGACCCAGAGAAAGGGAACUUCAACACCUUACUUUGCAGGCUGUGCGUGCUGCUGCUGGUGUGCGCCGCCCAGGCCUGGCUCAUGUGGCGGUUCAUCCACUCCCAGCUGCGGCACUGGCGGGAGUACUGGAACGAGCAGAGUGCCAAGCGGAGAGGCCCAGCUGCCCCCAGACUGCCAGCCAGGCUCAUCAAGAGGGAAUCUGGUUACCAUGAAAACGGAGUAGUGAAGGCAGAGAAUGGCACCUCCCCACGGACUAAGAAACUCAAGUCUCCUUGAGGCCAAAGUGCUGGAACAGGGAUCCUCUCAUGGGGGCCCAGCAGGGAGGUGGGGAGUCCUGCCCCCACCACUGCCUUCCCCCUUCUGCUUUUGAUGCUGCCUCCCCAGCAGCGGGAACCUGUCUCCAAACGGGGCUUUUCCUCUUUUUUAUUUCUUGGCUUUCUCUUCUUACUCUUCCAUAAACCAUUCUCAAUAAAACCAAAACUCUUCUUCUUUCUCUCCCUCAAGCCACCUCAUGUCCUCACCUCUGUGCUGUGUUGGGUUUUCUAGAAGCCCAGGCUCUCACGGUUCUCUCUUGGCUUGCCUCCUCUUUCUCUUCCUUCAUGGCUGCUUUCUUUGACUUUUCACCAUAUUGUGCAAUUUUUCUGUGUCUGAUUUUUACAACGAGAGGGAGCUCAAAUUGCAGUUGCGGCCAUCCGACACCCAGCAUCAGUGUCCAGGACCUGUCAGAGUCAGAAGCCUGGUGCCCAGGAGUCUCCGCCCAGAGCUACUAACAGGCCCGGGGUUGGGGGGGGGCGUAUUCGGACAAGGAGAGGAGAGACCAGCCUUCUUGGAUCAUCAUCUCCAGGUGCUGAUUAACUGAGAUGUAUGAUUCCAGUUCUGCAUGUACCACCUGGAGGCCCGGCCGCACCCCUGCUACUUGGAAAUGCAAAGGCAUUUGGCUGUGGACAUGGCGACCCGGCCCAGAAAGGUGGUGGUAACUGUGUGGCCGGUCCUGGACACAGGCCAGCCGGCCCUCGCUCUGCCAGGGAGGUGCUGAAGGAGGACAAGUCUCCCCACGCGCUGGAGCAAGAACAAAGCGCUUCUGGAAGGGUAAAGGUGGCAGAGAUGCUGGCGUGCUCAUCCUUGGCCUGCCUUCGGCUGCAGCCCCAGCUGCUUCUUCAACUGUUCACCAGCAUUCAAAACCCAGCCCAACCCGGUUACCAGAGUGGCCUGGCAGAUGCCAGUCCCGAAGCCCAGAGCCAGGCGGCCAGGGGAAGGGCUGACCUCGCUGCCUGACUUCGUCUCUCCCACUGCAGGAACACCAAGCCCCGCAUUGGCCCCUGGUGCCACGAGGAGGCUUGCCUAGCCGGUUACCCUCUGGCUCAUCUGUGGAGUGUCUGUGGGCUGGUCACUGUCAUCCUGUGAUGUUUGAGCGCACCUGCAACAUUUUAGACUGUAUGAAAGUGGGACUGACUCUGAAUGAUCUGCAGGGUAGAUGAGCAGACAUCUGUGCCAAUGGGAGGCACUUUUCUCCCUCCCUUCUUCCUUCCCUCUGCUCCACCUAAAGACAAGGCCUCCAAGUCCAUAUAGGGCCUGGGGAGGACUUCCAGAAGGGGUUAGGCCUAGUCCUGGUUAAGAACUCUUGAAUUCUGUGCUGAGGUGCAGGGAGGAGGUUUUGAUGGGCAUAGAAAUGUGUCGUUUGAGGUGCCGGUCCUCUUUCUGACCUCACAGUGGAAGCCUGACCUUGGGUUACUACCCUGAAGGGGCGGGGGGCUCUCCAUCAGGGCAGCUCCCCUUCUCCAUGGGAAGAAGAUACAUUUAAUUUUCCAGUGACUAGGGAAUUUGUACCCGAACAUGGCUGUAGAGCCUCCUCUCUCUGUCCAGACUAAGGCUGUAGAAAUGGGAAGAAUUGCCCUUGGCCUCUGAUCACCCUUAGGAAGCGGGACAGCCUUUUUGGAGAUCUGUAUCUCUCCCAUUCUUCUCUGACACUUCUCUGGACUGCAGAGCAGAACAGUGCUAGGAGGGUGGCUCGGUAUCACCCCAGCAAACCUGAGCCAGGACCCCUCAGUCAUUUGGCCAAAUACCCCUGCCCCAGCUGCGGUUUUGUUCACAAUCCCCACCUUUCCUGGUGAGGGAAGGGCGUCCACCCAGCAGCUCCAAAGCUGUCCCAUGAGGCUCCCCGCCCAUCCUGGUUCUCUCCUGGCCAUGUCCCGGGCCACAUGCUGCUCCCUGCAAGGGGCCGCUUCCUCAGGUGUGCCCUGGUGAAAACUCAGCAGCUUCGCUGUGUGCCGCCAGCUCGGAGUGGGCAAGCAGCUCGAGGCCUGCCGUCAGCCUCCCUUCUCACGGCUGUAGGUCUGAGUGUCUGUUGCCGCAGGCUGCAUGGCUCAGUGUUCCCUGAGUGCCCUGCAAGCUUCUGGCGCUGGGGUGGGUGUGAUUCAGAGGUGGUACUGCCAGCCCAGGGGGGGGGGCAACGUAGGCUCUGUUGCUUGAAGGAUAGGGUGUGUGCAGGGAUGAAGGUUAAUAGAAGGAUUGUUUUUUCUGCCGUGUCAACACCCAAAACCAUGAGUAAGGCUAGCGUGUCCCCAGCCAGGCCUCAGGAACGAUUGCGGGGUGGGGAGGAGAAUAAUUGUAGGGAUCUCUGUCACCCCCCUGGCAUCCCAGCCAUGUUUAUCUCCACGCGGAGCCCCGGCUUUGGCAGGCUGGCUCAAAGCAGGAUGCCAGGGGCCAAAAUAACCUCACUUCGUCCUGUGAGCUUGUUGUGCUGCCUUGUCCUGAUGUGGCCACUUUGCUGUCGUCUUCAGUCUUAAAUGCUCUCUCCAGUUCCCAAAGUGUCAAGCUGUCUGUGAGGGCCCUGCCUCCCAGCUCCGAGUGUGAGAGCCGGCUCAGCAGGAGCUGGGGACAGAUGCUCAUCUACCUCAGCAGCAGCCACUGCUCUCUAAAUGUCCCUGACUGCCACUGGUGCAGGGCAGGGGAGGGAGGGCGAGCAGGUGGCCAUGGUGGGGCAGAGUGGCUGCGGUGGCGGGGAGGACCUGGGGCUGCUGAGGUCCAGUGGUGGGAGAGUUAUUUUUACCAUCAGGCUCUGAUAGCUGCACUAUUAAUAAGUUACAUGUGUCCUUUUUAAAGGUAGGGGAAGGUUCAAGAGCAAAGGGGGAGCAGGGAGAACCAGGAGGGGAGCUGCUGCUCCCCUUUCUAUUCCGUUCCCACCGUGUGUGUGUGUGUGUCUGGGUUACCAGACCUACAUUGUUGCCCAGAACCUUUCGUGCUUCUGUCCCAAGGCAGCACUUACAUUUCAGAAACCAAACUAGACUUCGUGCUCUGGCCCCCUUUGCAGCCGUGGCUCUUGACUGGAAUCCUCAGACCCUAGAAACCCCUGAAGCCUGGCUUCGGUGUUCUUCUAGCAAAGCCUGCAUCUGGGUUUUCCUUUACGGACCUUCUUCCUCCACACCCUUUCACUUUCUUUCUGAAUGGUGAAGGAGAGAUAAAGGCAGAGCAUAUACCCCUCCCGAGAUUCCACAAGAGAAAAUUCUAUUCCCUGGAUGCCUUUUUAAAUUUGCAGUGGCUUGCCAGGCCCCAUGCAGCUUGGGAACUUCCUUCACAGGUUUCAGCCUUCCUAGUCUGUUUUUCCUCUCCUGCUGAGGACUGUGGAGACCCAAGUGAACAGACUUCGUUCCCGAAUGUCGUUGCCGCUCUCUGUUCUCUGAUGGAGGCAGGACAGCAGAGUGGUCUUUCCUCCUGCUGCCUCCCCUUCCCACGGCCCUGCUCCUCAGAAGGCACUCUGGGCACGACCUGGGAACUGGGUCAUUGUCAGAUCGUGUGAAACUUCAGUGGAACCCCUCUCCGGCCCCGGCUAACCCUCUCGCUUUACUCUGCUCCCCCCGGGGACAGUUUAAUGGCUGCCCCUCAUCCUCUGCGUCCCCUGUGGCCCCCUCUCUCUUGUUCUGGAGGUCUCAGAAAAGCAUUGGGAUGUCUGUGUUCCGUGCUGACCCUGUGCUCGGCGACCCCUGAGUGCGCUUGUCCCAAGCGGACACCCCUUCUCUUUGUAUAAGAAGUGCCUUACUUGCCUUGUGGCCUUCCAGCCUCCGCACGUGCUGUGUGGCCAGGCCUCUGGGGCGGGCUGUCAUGUGCAGUCGAGGACACUGGACCCUGGUACAUUCCAUGUGAAAAGGGCACAGAUUGUGAAAGUUUGGCUUCAUUCGUCUCUGUUCCCUCCCACCCCCCCACCAUGCUGUUGGGGUCUGUGGUAUAUUCUAGGUUUUGUUUCCGGUUUCUCCCUUGUGUCGGCUUUCUAGCCCACAGGGGUGGCUGCAGAAGUCUUGAGGACCCAGCCGCAGGCACCUGCGCCUUCUACCUGUGGAGGGAAGCCCAGGGACCUCCAGGGGCACAAGGCCCCCCACGGCAGACCCUGCCCUGCUAGUCCUACCCGCCCCCCUCACCUCCAAUUAAAAAGAGAAGUAGCCUGGCUAUAACCUCUUCCAGUCUAUUCUGCCUCCCAUUCAUCCCACAGUUGAUCUGAUCAAGGUGUUUACUUUUACUUUCCAGUGGCAAGUGUGUGCUCACAGACCCCAGGCUGACAGGGGGUCUGCUUUGGCUGUUGCAGAGUUUCUUUGCGCUCCUAACUCAGUGUUAGCCAUGUUAGCAGCCGCAGCUGCCUGCCUGCCCUCUCCUUGCUCCUCCGGGUUGUGCAAUAACUCUCCCAGCCGGUGGUCUUUCCACAGGCCCUGCUGUCCCUAAGCGCCCUGCAGCUGGGAAGGGAAGGGACCCGCGGGAGGGUGGUCGUCCUCCACUACAGAAGAAACGUGUGCGCUCCUCUCCCUUUAUUGCUGCCAUCCUCUUCAUCCUGGGUGGGUUUCCCUGGCACGCUCCUAGAGCAUUGUAGCAUCACCUUAGAAGUCCAUAGAUUUUUUUUUUUAAAAAUCUGUUGAAAAGGAAAAAAUAAAAACCAUCCUCAUGAUGGGGCAUUAAAGAAGUCAGCAUCUGGGAAUAAGAUCUCUUGGGACACCGGAGAUGUCCCUGUCACUGUCUAAGAGCUUUCCAGAGCUGCUUGUUCGUGUGCAGAGGAAGGAGGCGGUUCUGAGCAGCAGCCACGCGUGGCCUGGCCACUGACAGGAGCCAGCGGGGACGGUAAGCUCCACAUGUCCUUGGGUGCGGCCUCGAGUGUUCGGUGAAGAGACCCUGCACCUCACUCUUCAGUUCUCUUGUUCAGUAAACACCUGAAGGGCGAGCUGCGGCUGCCGGUGCCGUGAGCAACUCCUAAUGCAAAUGUGGACAAGUUGUCUUCUGGUUUGUCUACUUUAGCCUGUUCAUGUUACGGACCAAAUUUCAACAAGGAACUCAAGGAAAAUUUGUACCUGCCGUAUUUAUGCUUUCAUGUAAAAGGUUUUUUUGGGGGGGCGGGCGGGAGUGGGGAGUCUUUUUACUUUCAGUGAACUUUUUUCAAAAGCCUUUUCCACGGUUUCUGUCUGGUUUUAAAACAAAUUACAGUUUUGUAUGGAUUUUUUUAAUGUACAUUUUGAAACAAAUGAUCAACAAAUAUUUUUGAAAUAACUGAAUAAAAGACAUAGA
Molecule: messenger RNA, 6426 nt
Organism: Enhydra lutris kenyoni (northern sea otter)
Lineage: Eukaryota; Metazoa; Chordata; Mammalia; Carnivora; Mustelidae
Product: translocation associated membrane protein 2
Exons: 11
Coding region: 49-1161 (370 amino acids)
Biological process (GO): protein insertion into ER membrane; SRP-dependent cotranslational protein targeting to membrane, translocation
Cellular component (GO): endoplasmic reticulum membrane
Source: RefSeq, a predicted model, not a curated record